AUGAACGACGCAAACCGUGCGAUUCUGAUAAUCAUCUUGUUUCUCAAGUUUGUUUUCUUCGCAAUAACAUUUGCGAUGGCAACACCUCGAGACGACUCCCGAUGCAGUUUAAAUCAACUGCCCGCGGUCUUAUGUCUAGUAAUCUGCGGUAUAGUUCCUGCCGUCUUCUUAAUUCGAAAACAUUCGGAAAGACGGCGGAUAUGCAUAUGUCUGGGCAUCUUAAGUGUUAGUAUAUGGUACAGUGCAUUUAUUAUCAAUGCGUUGAGCUGGGAUAAGAGUGGUUAUGUUUGCAUUUCACAGGUUGCACUAAAUACGUGCUUCUCUGUGUCCUUUUUAGGAAAGUUUUGA
This is a messenger RNA of Morchella importuna, 348 nucleotides long. RefSeq lists its product as uncharacterized. The transcript has 5 exons. Bases 1 to 348 code for a protein of 115 amino acids. The record is from RefSeq and is a predicted model, not a curated record. NCBI's taxonomy places the organism in Eukaryota, Fungi, Ascomycota, Pezizomycetes, Pezizales, Morchellaceae.